AUCGAAAGCAUCGAUAGCACUAUCAUCGAUAACAGCAUUUGUUUUUUUUAAGGAAAAGUCUAAACUUUAGCCCUAAAUUAUUCGCGUAAAUCUACCUCUACCUCCUCAUGGACGAUCUUAAUCCCCUCGCCGGCACAGCUCAUCUUCUGGAAGAGGUUGACAAGAAGCUAAUGGUUCUGUUGCGGGACGGACGGACGCUGAUUGGAUAUCUGCGCUCGGUGGACCAGUUCGCCAACCUGGUGCUGCAGCGCACCAUCGAGAGGAUACAUGUGGGCAACGAGUACGGCGACAUUCCACGUGGAGUCUUCAUCAUUCGUGGCGAGAAUGUGGUGUUGCUGGGCGAAAUUGAUCGUGAGAAGGAGCAAAAACUCCCACUCAAAGAAAUAUCCGUCGACGAAAUCCUGGACGCCCAGCGUCGGGAGCAGGAGCAGCGACAGGAGAAACACCGUCUGGUAUCCAAGGCGCUCAAAGAGCGAGGGCUGGCCGUUGACGCCAAUAUAAUCAACGAGGACUUUUGUUAAGAGCAGGACGCUCUAUUACUAUUCAGAGAUAGAUUAAGCUCAAAGAUUUGUCUAACUUUGUAAGAGCAGGUAGCUCUAUUACUCUUCACAGAUAGAUUAAGCUCAAAGAUUUUCGUCACUUUGUAUAUUUGUACUGCAUUAAAAAACUAUAUAUUAAAAUCUA
Molecule: messenger RNA, 684 nt
Organism: Drosophila serrata
Lineage: Eukaryota; Metazoa; Arthropoda; Insecta; Diptera; Drosophilidae
Gene: LSm1
Product: U6 snRNA-associated Sm-like protein LSm1
Biological process (GO): deadenylation-dependent decapping of nuclear-transcribed mRNA
Cellular component (GO): Lsm1-7-Pat1 complex; P-body
Molecular function (GO): mRNA binding
Source: RefSeq, a predicted model, not a curated record